AACGCCUGCAUCCUGUUCACGAUACCGUUCUUCGGAUAGUUUCGCCACAUUGUUUAUAAACUCCUCUUCCAAAAUUUUCAGCGAUUUCUUCUCUCUCUCGGUUGUCACGAACAAAAUGAACUGAUAGAAUCUGUACGAGAAUUAUAUAGAUAGAAUUAUAUAUCAUCGUGGCCAGAUGUGGCUAAAUCAGGAAUACGAGAUCAAAGAAAUAUAUUACUUUCGCGAGUCUAAGUAAGAAGAACUGCGAGGGAUUCUUCGACAGUCAUUUGACACGAGAAACAACGCCGAGGAUACUGACUAUAAAAAACAAGAGAUACAACAUUAUGAAUAAGACAUAUAGCAGUUCUGAGAGCAGCUUGGACUCUAUCAUAUAUUACCCGCAGGACAAGCUGAUAAUACAAAAACAACCUUGGAGCAAGAAGGAAAUCGAAGUAGCAUUAUCGACUCUACCGGGAGGCAGCAUAGCUUUAUCUCUGAUUCCUACUCUUCAUAGCGAUGCUCAAAAGGUUCUGGAGAAAUUUCAAUGGUUUCCAAAAUGGCCGGAUACGUGUCUACUGAUUUCUAGCUGGCUAGGUCAUGUAGAAAUAGUUAAGGCUUUGUUAGAAAAAGGCGUGCCAGUUUCUACGAGGGACAGUGAUGGAAGGACACCGCUACAUCUGGCAGCAUGCGCCACGUCCACGAAGAUAGUGGAGGAGCUAUUGAAACAUGGUGCAGAUCCAUGUAAGUGGGAUUUCGAAAAAAAAUGCACCCCGUUGCAUUGCGCUGCCGCAGCUGGUUGCGUUGUUACUGUUACAUGCCUGAUCAAGUCAGGCGCAGAUGUGAAUGCUAGAAGAAGUCCACUUUGUUACGCCAUACUGAACAAUGCUGUGGAUUGCGUCGAAACUCUACUACAAGCAGGUGCUUGUCCUAAUAAUCUACAGGAUUAUACAAAGAUACCUUUGCAUGUGGCGGCUGGUUUGGGCAAUGUCCACUGCAGCAAAUUAUUGUUGAAUGCCGGCGCAAAACCUGAGACAAGAAACUCGAGUGAUCAAACGGCAAUGCACUUGGCAACGCUCGCCCAAUCUUCAGAGACGAUAGACGUGUUGAUUAGCGCUGGUGCAAGGGUGAAUGCAAAGGACAAUGAAGAAUGCACCCCUCUACAUGUUGCGGUUGCCGGGAAAAACAAUAAAUUGGUCAAGACUUUAAUAGAAGCAGGCGCAUCAGUUAACGAGGCGAACAAAUUCGGUUACACGCCGCUGCACAUCGCUGCUUUGAACGAGAGCUCAUAUAUAGUGAAAAUGUUGUUAUCAAAUGGUGGCGACCUAAUGGCGCGUACCAAAAACGGCGUCACCGCUCUUAGCUUCAUCGUACACCAUACUCCGGAGGCGUUAUGGCAAUUUGAGAUGCGUCUCGAUGAAGCAGUUUCAUUACACGCUCACGAGCUUGACGAUAUGGACCGUAAACUGCGAGUAGAUUUUCGACCAUUGGUUCCAUUGGGCAGUCGCAACGAAACGGACCUGGUGCUCUGCCUAGUACAAGUCGGUCAAGGUCAUAUAUUGAAGCAUCCAUUAUGCGAGAGUUUUCUCCAUUUCAAGUGGAAGCGUAUUCGCAAGUUUUUCCUGCUCAGUCUUCUGUUCCAUUUAAUCUUUGUCGCUUUCUUUACCGGUUUCGUCUGCGCGACAUAUUUGUGGCACAAUAAACAACUGAGCAGAGUCCUCUUCUGGCCAGUAUUAACUAUUACCUGGUUAUUUGCGAUUACAGAGAUCAUCCAAAUUACCUAUGGUAUUUGCUAUUAUGUUAAACGCUGGGAAAACUGGUUACGGUGCAGCGUGAUCAUAGCAUCCAUCAUCAUCUUGAUUCCUCCAGAGCGGCAACAUCAUGCUGCGCUAGGUAUUCUGCUGGCCUGGAUCGAGCUGAUGAUUGUGCUCGGUUAUUUACCCAUGUUUGGCCUCUAUGUACAAAUAUUUACGCGAGUGUUCAUCAAUUUCUUCAAAUAUUUUGCAAUCUACUUUUGUCUUAUAAUCGGCUUCUCUCUUAGCUUUUGUGUGCUGCACGGCAAUUACAAGUCCUUCGCUGAUCCGCUGCUCAGUAUGCUUAAGAUAAUAAUUAUGAUGUCCGGUGAGCUGGAAUUCCAAGACAUUAUCUUCGAUAAAGAUCUUAAGUAUCCUGGCACGAUGUAUUUUAUACUUUUUUGCUUCGUUAUUCUGGUGACAGUGAUACUAAUGAAUCUAAUGGUUGGUCUGGCUGUGUCCGAUAUCCAGGAGUUACGUAGACGCGCGGGUCUCGAACGAUUGGUGCGACACGCCGAGGUAAUAGCUCGCUUCGAAAACAUGCUGUUCUCUAAGUUGCUUGAUUACAUUCCCGCGCGUAAAAUAAUACAAGCGUGCAGAAAGAAUAUAUUAUUGUUGAAUUCGGAUCAUUGUGAUGGCCUACGUAUUCGGCCGAUGAGUUUGCCACAAGAGAUCAUUCAGUCGUUGUAUCGUAAGGCCAAUAAUAUUUUUGUGGGAACGCCAACAAGCAAGAUAAUAUUUAGAUAUUCUGAAUAUUCUGAAAAUUCAAAAUCAUGUUUACUCAAAAAAAUUAUCCAUCAUAAAAAUGAAUUCAUGCGUUGUGUCAAACUUGACGACUUGGUUACUAUUUUGAUUUUUAUCUUGAUGAACAAGAUAAUACCGUUCGAGAGCAGAUUUGUCGAUGCAUUUAUGAUAUUAUUAAUCCUUUAUUUUCGAUAUCAAUCUAUCACGGCGUCAUACCAAUCUAUUAUCGGAUGCGGCCGAUAUUGGCGUGAAGGAAUCUCUCUCUCGUUAAACCUCGCGAUGAACGGAUCGCCACUGAAUACGAGAUCAAAGAAAUACAUUACUUUGGCGAAUCUGAGUAAGAAGAACUUCGAGGGAUUCUUCGGCAGUCAUUUGACACGAGAAACAACGUCGAGGAUACAGACUGCCAAAAACAAGAGAUACAACAUUAUGAAUAAGACAUAUAGCAGUUCCGAGAGCAGCUUGGAAUCUGUCAUAUGUCACUCAUCACAAGACGAGUCGACAACACAAAAACAACCUUGGAGCAAGGAGGAAAUCGAAGUAGCAUUAUCGAAUCUUCCGGGAGGCGGCAUAGCUUUAUCUCUGAUUCCUACUUUUCAUGGCGAUGCUCUACAAAAGAUUCUGGAGGAAUUUCGAUGUGUGACUCUCAACAAAAAUGAGGCUCGCAUAUCGCCCAUGUUCGUAGAUGAAAUUAAGCAAAAGAUUAUAUUGAUGGACGAAAAUAGAGCAGCGACUAUUCCGAUUCCGGGACAACUACUUCCAGAAUGGCCGGAUACGUGUCUACUGAUUUCUAGCUGGCUAGGUCAUGCAGAAAUAGUUAAGGCUUUGUUAGAAAAAGGCGUGCCAGUUUCAACGAGGGACAGUAAUGGAAGGACACCGCUACAUCUGGCAGCAUGCGCCAAGUCCACGAAGAUAGUGGAGGAGCUAUUGAAACAUGGUGCUGAUCCAUGUAAGUGGGAUUUCGAAAAAAAAUGCACCCCGUUGCAUUGCGCUGCUGCAGCUGGUUGCGAUGCUACUGUUACAUGCUUGAUCAAGUCAGGCGCAGAUGUGAAUGCCAGAAGAAGUCCACUUUGUUACGCCAUACUGAACAAUGCUGUGGAUUGUGUCGAAACUCUACUGCAAGCAGGUGCUUGUCCUAAUAAUCCACAGGAUUAUACAAAGAUGCCUUUGCAUGUGGCGGCUAGUUUGGGCUAUGUCUACUGCAGCAAAUUACUGUUGAAUGCCGGCGCAAAAACUGAGAUAAGAAACUCGAGUGGUCAAACGGCAAUGCACUUGGCAACGCUUGCCCAAUCUUCAGAGACGAUAGACGUGUUGAUUAGCGCUGGUGCAAGGGUGAAUGCAAGGGACAAUGAAGAAUGCACUCCUCUACAUGCUGCGGUUGCAAGUGCCCGGAAAAGCAGCGAACUGAUCAAGACUUUAAUAAAAGCAGGCGCAUCAGUUAACGAGGCGAACAAAUUCGGUUACACGCCGCUGCACAUCGCUGCUUUGAACGAGAGCUCGUAUAUAGUGGAAAUGUUGUUGUCAAAUGGUGGCAACGUAAUGGCGCGUACUAAAGACGGCGUCACCGCUCUUAGCUUCAUCGUACGCCAUACUCCGGAGGUGUUAUCGCGAUUUGAGACGCGUCUCGAUCAAGCAGUUUCAUUACACGCUCACGAGCUUGGCGAUAUGGACCGUGAACUGCGAGUGAAUUUUCGACCAUUGGUUCCAUUGGGCAGUCGCAACGAAACGGACCUGGUGCUCUGCCUAGUACAAGUCGGUCAAGGUCAUAUAUUGAAGCAUCCAUUAUGCGAGAGUUUUCUCCAUUUCAAGUGGAAGCGUAUUCGCAAGUUUUUCCUGCUCAGUCUUCUGUUCCAUUUAAUCUUUGUCGCUUUCUUUACCGGUUUCGUCUGCGCGACAUAUUUGUGGCACGAUGAACAACUGAGCAAAGUCUUCUUCUGGCCAGUAUUAACUAUUACCUGCUUAUUUGCGAGUAAAGAGAUCAUCCAAAUUACCUAUGGUAUUUGCUAUUAUGCUAAACGCUGGGAAAACUGGUUACAGUGCAGCGUGAUCAUGGCAUCCAUCAUCAUCUUGAUUCCUCCAGAGCGUCAAUGGCAACAUCACGUUGCUGCCCUAGGUAUUCUGCUGGCCUGGAUCGAGCUGAUGAUUGUGCUCGGUUAUUUUCCCAUGUUUGGCCUCUAUAUACAAAUGUUUACGCGAGUGUCCAUCAAUUUCUUCAAAUUUCUCGCAGCUUACUUUUGUCUUAUAAUCGGCUUCUCUCUUAGCUUUUGUGUGCUUCACGGCAAUUACAAAUCCUUCGCUGAUCCGCUGCUCAGUAUGCUUAAGAUAAUAAUUAUGAUGUCCGGUGAGCUGGAAUUCGAAGACGCUUUCUUCGAUAAAGAUCUUAAGUAUCCUGGCACGGCGUAUUUUAUACUUUUUUGCUUCGUUAUUCUGGUGACAGUGAUACUAAUGAAUCUAAUGGUUGGUCUGGCUGUGUCCGAUAUCCAGGAGUUACGUAGACGCGCGGGUCUCGAACGAUUGGUGCGACACGCCGAGGUAAUAGCUCGCUUCGAAAACAUGCUGUUCUCUAAGUUGCUUGAUUACAUUCCCGCGUGUAAAAUAAUACAAGCGUGCAGAAAGAAUAUACUAUUGUUGUAUCCGCAUCAUUGUGAUGACCUAUGUAUUCGGCCAACAAGUCUGCCACGAGAGAUCAUUCAAUCGUUGUAUCGUCUGGCCGGUGGGCAGAAAAUACUAGGAAAUAGCACUGAAUGUACUGUAUCUUCAUUAGAUUCAUUAGAUUCUGUAGAUUCAUUUUCCGAAAAAAUUACCAAAAAUAAAAUCAUGUUUGAUGGCUUGACGAACAAGAGAAUAUCGCCCGAGAGCAGAUUUGACGAUGCAUUUAUGACAUUAUUAACGUUGCCUUAUAUUUUAUAUCGUCGAAAAUUUAAAUAGCUUUAAAAAAGCAAAUCCGAAACUCGGAUGAUCUACAAAAACAGAAUCUAAAAUUCAAGGUACACUGUAAAAAAAAGUAUGUAAAAUUACACACAUAAUCAAUGUAACAAUUACGCUAUUUAUUUAUAAAGGAAAUAUAUGAAUUCAUGUAAGUAGUAAGACUAGGCGGGUUCUAACUCAGGUUCUCUCAGAGGGGGUGAGGCGCGAGGGGAACCGUGAUGCGCGUGAGUGACAUCAGGCACGGGGAAGGAGGAAUUGCGGUGCGCGGCGGGAGACGUCAUGAGCGGGGAAGAGAAAUCCGUGACGCGACCGAUGUACGAGGGGGUCCGCGCGGGCAAGGAGGAUCCGCGGCGCGACCGAUUGACGAGAGGAUCCGCGCGGGCAAGGGGGAUCCGCGACACGACCGAUGGAUGAGGGGUCCGCGCAGUGAAGGGGGAUCCGCGAAAAGAAGACGGUGGUGGGAGAAGUAUAGCGCUACGUGUGGGAAAAGGAUAGUGCCACGAGUGCGACAAGGAUGUCAUUAACGUGUGACAAGGACGUCAUCAUGGGACAAGGACGAUGCAAAGUAGACGGACGUGAGAAAGACAACGUAAAGUGAGCAACAAGUAUAUGAGAGAGAGAACGAUAAUAUUGUGAACAACGCGUGCGAGAGAGAACGAUAGCGCGAAGAUAACGUGUACGACGGAGAACAAUAGCGCAAGAACAACGCGUGCGAGAGAGAACGAUAAUAUCGCGAGACUUACAAUUAGCGCGUGAAAGAGAGAACGAUAGCGCGAAAACGAUGCAAAAGAGAAUGAUAAUAUCGAGAAUAACAACGCGUGUGAGAGAGACUUACAACUAGCGCAAGAGAGAUAGCACAAGGGAUGGGAGCGCAAGGAGAGGCGCGUAAAUAAUUAGAUUUUUU
Camponotus floridanus (Florida carpenter ant) is the source of this 6345-nucleotide messenger RNA. RefSeq lists its product as uncharacterized. NCBI's taxonomy places the organism in Eukaryota, Metazoa, Arthropoda, Insecta, Hymenoptera, Formicidae. The transcript has 13 exons. Gene Ontology annotation, biological process: transmembrane transport; monoatomic ion transport. The coding region runs from base 324 to 5441 and encodes 1705 amino acids. The record is from RefSeq and is a predicted model, not a curated record. Gene Ontology annotation, molecular function: monoatomic ion channel activity; protein binding. Gene Ontology annotation, cellular component: membrane.